Molecule: messenger RNA, 1637 nt
Organism: Salvia miltiorrhiza (redroot sage)
Lineage: Eukaryota; Viridiplantae; Streptophyta; Magnoliopsida; Lamiales; Lamiaceae
Product: CRAL-TRIO domain-containing protein C3H8.02
Exons: 7
Coding region: 528-1316 (262 amino acids)
Source: RefSeq, a predicted model, not a curated record
CACGCACAUUGGCACAACACACAGUGACAGACGCUGCCCCAAGCUGCUCAGCCGCUUGGUACACCCCCAGCUCCGAACGCCGGUCGCCGCCCUCCAGCCGUCACCGCCACAGCAGCAGCUCCUCAAGACUCAAGCCGUCCCCAGCAGCCUCCUCCAUCUGUCGCCAGUCACCCACAGGGAAGAAAGCGGAUUAUUGUUGUGAUUAAUUGUUUUAAUUUUUUUAGGAUUUAAGUUGAAAAAAUGGAAUAAUUUAUUUAUUUAUUUUUUGAGUUAUUUGGGAUACCCGAACCGUAAUAAUCGAAGCGAUUAGGACAUAAUCAAUACGGUUCGGUAUCGGUUGAUUUCUGGUUCGGGUAUUCGACCGCGAUAUCAGAAUCAGUCAACAAAAGGUUGCACGACUUGAGUUUACGUUAGCAACAAUUUCACGUAAGCGCUCAAUCUCAGAGCCAGAAAAUGGAGUAUUAAUUUCGGUGGAGAGAGACAAAGAGUUGAAACCCAGAAAGAGGGAUUGCAAACUGUUCGACGAAAUGUCGCACAGUUUGAGAUUGCGGCCUUCUUUGGCUCACAAUUUCACGCCCGUUUCUACUCGUCACCACAAACCCUCCACGAAGGCUUUCAAGCUCAGCAUCCGCAGUUGCUCCGCGGCCCCUGAAAAUGCUAGUAAACUUGUGGCAGAAGUCAAAACAAAGCUUGAGAAUCAACACAGCAAUCUGCCAGUGGGCAAAUAUGGAAGAGAUGAUGAAGAAAUGAUUCUUUGGUUCCUGAAAGAUCGAAAGUUUUCUGUUGAAGAGACCGUUUCCAAAUUGACUAAAGCAAUUAGUUGGCGUAAGGAUUUUCGUGUAUCCGAAUUGUCGGAAGAAUCAGUUAAACGUGUCGCAGAAACUGGAAAAGCUUAUCUCCACAACUAUCUCGAUGUACACGGCAGACCAGUGUUGAUAGUGGAAGGAUCCAAGCAUUUUCCAGGGGAGUUCAAACCUCAGGAAGACGAGAGUCUGUGUGUUUUCUUGAUCGAAAAAGCACUAAGCAUACUCCCCGAGGGAAAGCAGGAAAUGCUUGUUGUAAUCAAUCUCCGUGGGUUCCAGACACAAAAUGCUGACGUUAAAUUCUUUACAUUUGUGCUUGAUGCAUUCUACUGCUACUAUCCAAGGCGACUGGGUCAAGUCCUCUUCGUAGAUGCUCCUUUCAUAUUCAAGCCAUUUUGGCAGCUAGUUAAGCCCUUGCUCAAAUCAUAUGCCUCUCUUGUGAGAUUUUGCUCGGCGAAGGAGGUUAAAGAAGAGUACUUCGCGGCAGACACCAUCCCAGCCAGCUUCAAGUAGUGAAAAAUUGAGCUUGGGAGUUUUCAUUGCUUACACAGAUUGUUUGAAAUCAACAGUCAAUGUUGGCACAAAUCACCAACAGCCUUCUUUUCGUCGUUUUUAUUUGUUGUUUUGCAUUAGUUUUUUUUUACUUUUGAACUGGGCUAUAUAUUAACAUCAUCUUAUUUUGAUCACUUUUCUUCUUGGUUGUUCCUUAAUCUUUCCCAAUGGGGAUUAUUUCUUACUUUAAAACAGCUAUGUGAGGGGUAUACGUGUAUUGAGUGAAUGGAGAACUAGUCUGUAAUUUUGGAAAUCAAUCAUACCAUUUGCCUUACACCAUCA